AUGGGCUGUAAAUUCACAAGAGUAACGCCAGUGGACGAACAAAGGAUACGACGGGUUGAAAACAAUUACAAUGAUCAUCAUGACAAUCAAAUCGAUGAUACUAUCAUUACACAACGAACUACACCUCUAGAUGAUAAAUUCAUACAUCAGCUUACUAACACAAAUGAUCAUAUUGAAAUUGAAAUUGCUGAUCCACAUGCAUUCAACGAUUUAUUUAUUCAACAACGUCAACAAGCUAUUAACAAUCGUUCUUAUCAAGCAACUAUCGAAUCAUGGCGACCAAAAUCUCUUCAACAACUUACUGAAACUAUUAAAACAUUUUCAAAAGGAAAAUCUUUAAUUGAUCGUCAUUGGAUUAUUUUCUAUUGGAUUGCAUGUAACAUUGAAUAUGAUACUGUGUCAUAUUUCACAAAAGAUUAUAAAGAUCAAACAGCUGAAGGAGUUUUUCGAACACGAAAAGGUGUAUGUGCUGGUUAUGCUAAUUUAUAUAAAUAUUUAUGUGAUAAAUUAGAAAUGCAAUCUGAAGUAGUCGGUGGAUAUUCAAAAGGUUAUGGAUUUGAUGAUCGAAAAGAUGCUCCUAGUAAAACAGAUCAUGCUUGGAAUGCUGUUGAGAUUGAUCGUCAUUGGUAUUUAAUGGAUUCAACAUGGGGUGCUGGACAUUUAGAUGAUGCAAAAGAAUUUAAAUGUAAAUUAUCAUCAUAUUAUUUUCUUCCACGUCCAAAUGAAAUGANUUUUGCUAAUAAAUUCCUAUUCUAA
Molecule: messenger RNA, 756 nt
Organism: Rotaria sp. Silwood2
Lineage: Eukaryota; Metazoa; Rotifera; Eurotatoria; Philodinida; Philodinidae
Source: the annotation of a GenBank genome assembly